Messenger RNA from Diatraea saccharalis (sugarcane borer), 3098 nucleotides. The record is from the annotation of a GenBank genome assembly. NCBI's taxonomy places the organism in Eukaryota, Metazoa, Arthropoda, Insecta, Lepidoptera, Crambidae.
AUUACAGGACAAUGGGAGUGUCGCCGUUUGGAUAUUUCACUAUAUAAUGAGUAGUGUUAAAAUAAAUUUAGUUUUGUCUUAAUAAUGUACAAAAUUAUGAGAGAAAAUAAAUAAAUAAAUAUUUUUUUAGCCAUUAAUUAAAAUAUUAGUAUCUACACUAUAAAAUCGCACAAAAUAAAUAACGAUAUCAUUUAUUUAUUUUUUAUACAUUUUAAAACAUCUAAAUAUAUAUUUAAAUAAAUACGCUAAAUAUAAUACAAUAAUAAAAAAAAACAGUAAUAAUAAAUUAUAAACAAAUAUUUAUUAUAUCGUAACAUUAUAAAAUUAUUUAUAUAAUUUUAAAUUUAUUGUCAUUGAAUAGAAUCGAACUCAAACACGCCAAAACUUUAUCACCACAUUACAUAUGGCGAUAAUUCCGACAGGUUCCCUAAAGAGCGAGACAGAGAGAAAACAAAACAUUCCGACACAGUUCCCAGCGUCUAAAUACUCGAGAGCGACAGAGACAGGUGUAUAUUCCGGCUGCGUUUAUCAAACAGGAUGGAUAUGGGAACAGGGGCAAUUUGAAUUUUGCUAUGCGCAUACGCAGGUCACCUAAACAUUACGAUCCGAGUGCCCGUGGCGGGCGGACGUGUAUUUGUGUGAUAUAAAUAGUGACCGGAAAAUGCCGUGUAGCGAAGAUGACGACUCCCAAUCAGGGUUUGGUACUGACACUAAGGGAUUAUCUAAAGCGGAGUUGAGGAAGACUAAUAAGCCGAUAAUGGAGAAGAAACGUCGAGCGCGCAUCAACCAGUGCCUGAACGAAUUGAAAGAUUUAUUAAUGGAUUCCACUAAUGCAGACCCGACCCGUCACUCUAAGCUGGAGAAGGCUGAUAUCUUAGAAUUGACCGUGAAGCAUCUACAGACACUGCAACGGCAGCAACUAGCGGCCGCCAUCGCAGCAGACCCCGCGGUACUACACCGGUUUAAAGCUGGUUUCGGCGACUGCGCAGUGGAGGUGCGCAGAUAUCUCUCUCGACUCGCCAGCGUCCCCACCGGCCUCCGUCAUAGACUAGGCAACCACCUCAACUCGUGCAUCAAUGGCAUCGAGCGCACAAACCCCCCAGACUAUCCCCUAGUACCGGACCCGUUAAGACUCGACGACGAAAGACCUAGCGCGUUCCAUUUCGUCAGGUCCACAAAACCAACUAGUCCACCUCUUAGCCCGCUAUCCUGUGAUUCGGCGUGUGACUCGUCAACAGAAUUAGAAACUCCCCCCAGAGCUGUCCAAACGUUUCCUUUUCCCACUCCACCUAGCCGAUCGGCGUCCGACCAAGAUUCCAGUCCCGAAACGCAGAAACCCACAGUAUCAUCGACUACGAUAUCACCGGAGACUCUAAAACAAGACGUUUUGAGGAACAGAAAGUAUAUGGAACCGUUAUCUAUAAUCAUAGACGUGGAAAACUAUAAAAUAGGGAUAGACGCAUCGCCCAAAAGAGCAGUGGACUAUUCUAUGAGAAACAAAUUGAAGAGACCCGUCGUGGAAGCUAUGGGGCCUGCGCCGAAGUUAAUACGACUGGAACAGGAACAUAACGUGAACAUUUCGGAAAAGUUAAAAGCGGACAGUAAAGUGCCUUGUGUUAGAAAGUCUCCAGAGAGGUCAGCGUUUAGAAGAGUUCCGGAGAAACAAAUGACUUGCCAGGAGAAGAAAAUGUCCAUUCCUGAGAGCAUAUCCACGCCAUUAGAAAGGCCGCUGCUUGAGAGCAGAAUCUUUGUAAACCCUGAUAUGCCGCUAUCAACCUCAAGAACUGUGAUAAGCCAUACGGCCACAUCUCUGGCCCAAUCGUCUCGGGUCAAUCAAACUGUAGAAGUCCGAGAUAACGAUGGAUCUGUCAUGAACCAGAGGAGUUCAAAUUCACCAGAACAAGGUUCGAGCAAUACUGAGAUGUGGAGGCCUUGGUGAUUGGAGAAAAAUAUGGAAAUCUAUACGUCUUUAAUUAUAUGAACGGAGCUUUAAACUUUACCUAUGCGGUAUUAAAUUUUUUAAGAAAUGUUAAUUAUAUUAAAGUUAUUUUAGAUAUUUUUAUGAAAAUGUUUUUUCUUUCAUUUCAAACAUAAAACUUGGUGUGGAAAGAGCACAACUUUAAAAGAGCGCGUACAUUAAUAAAAUGUUUCUCAUUCAAUUGGAUGCGUUCGAAAAAAAUUGCAAAUUAGUUAUAUAAAAUAAUGCGAAAAAUACAUCAUAUUUGUAAUUGUUCCGUCGCAAUCAAAACAUGAAUUUAAAUAAUCUAGAUAGAAAAAAGACCACAAAGUUACCCUUAAAAUUAACGUUUUUUUUUUGUAAUUUUACUCAUUUUUAUUGGGAUAAAUUGAUAAAUAUCUGAGUCACUUUAUACAAGAGACUCGCACAUUUACAAUAAUAAUAAUUAAGUAAUUAAAAAUAGUUUUUAUACGCACAUUUCGACAUCCUUUGUCCCUAUCUAAUUACGCUUGGCAGAUAGUGUUAUAAUUUAAUUCAAUGCAGGAAUCAUAUUGAUUUCUUAUAUAAUAGUAUUGGACACAUUCAAAAUAAAAAUAAAUUACCUUAAUUACCUAAAUAAUUUUAUGGAAAGGUUUAUAUUUAUUUAUUUAUUUUAAAAAUACAUUUGACUUUUUUAUUUACCCCUGGCUACCGUAAUCAACCAACAGUUCCAAAUUUGGGAGUCUUGUCUGAGAAGAACUGGCGAAACAAACUCCGUCAAGAAAAGUGAAUUGCUCCCUUUGACAUAAUAUUUACAGAAUUAUCUAACUGUAUCUUUUGGUUUUGCAAUGUGUGAGCUGGAUUAUGAUUUUAUUUGACCAAUUACUGGAUCCCAAGCCGGUGGUAUAUACCAACCAUCGUCUAUACUAAAUACAAAUGCGAUAAAACCGUUUAAAAAUUGUUUCAUUCAUCAACGUAGAAAUCAUUAGGGAUACAUAAUAAAAAAAAAACUAAAUCUCAUAAAUAAACAAUAUAUUCAUUGGCAAAAGUUUUACAUAAAUAAACAUAAUUUAUGCGGACGGAUUACAAUCACAAAGUUGUAUUACUAAAAGAAAUAUUAUCUAGUUUUACUAUAAUUACUUAUAAAAAAUAAUCUUUAGGU